UCCUCCAGACUGAAAACUAGGGCAGUGCUCACAGGGCGCAUUCAUACACACAAGGCCAGGGUGGGGAAGCAGUAGCUGCCUGGAAGCUGGGAUUCAGAAAGACCACCAAGCCUACCACGAGAGAGCGUCCAAACACUCAGGAGCAAUGGAGGACAAGAAGACGAAGGUGCGCAUAACAUUAUUCUUCAUCCUGGUGGGGAUCUCCACCAUGUUCGCUGCCGUGGUGACCGAUCACUGGGCCGUCCUGAGCCCCCGGGUGGAGCAGCUCAACACCACCUGCCAGGCGGCGCAUUUUGGACUCUGGAGACUUUGUUUAAAAAGUAUCUACAUUCAGGAGCCAGACCCCAAAGGAAAGGGCUGUGGACCUAUAAGCCUUCCUGGAGAACAAAACUGCUCCUAUUUCAAGCACUUCACCUCAGGAGAAGAUGCAAAAAUGUUUCAAGUUAAAACCCAAAAAGAGUACAACAUCUCAGCCGCGGCCAUCGCCAUCAUCAGCGUGGGCUUCAUGAUUCUGGGAACCAUCUGCACACUGGUGUCCUUCAAGAAGAGCCUAGACUACCUCCUGAAGCCAGCCGGCAUGUUCUUCACCUUUGCAGGUCUGUGCAUCAUCAUCUCGGUGGAGGUGAUACGUCAGUCUGUGAAGAGGAUGAUCGACAGCGACGAGACCGUCUGGAUCGAGUACUAUUACUCGUGGUCAUUCGCCUGUGCCUGCGCUGCCUUCAUCCUGCUCUUCCUCAGCGGGAUCGCCCUGCUGCUCAUCUCCAUGCCCCAGAUGCCUCAGAACCCCUGGGAGACGUGCAUGGACGCCGAGCCCGAGACACAGGAGUGACAGUGGUGCGGGACGAGACAACCUGCAACCAGCGGUCUUUAAAAAAGAGGCAACAAGACACGGCGUCUUCCUAAAAUAAUACAACAAUAAUAUUAAUACAGCUUUAACAAUAAAGAAAUUAAAUACAGCAAGCAAAACUUCAACACGAGUCGUAACGAAAACAUGUAAAUUCAUGUAAAAACAUCAAGUUGCUUGUCAAGAAUGUAUCUGUUGCUAUUAUAAUUCAGAUCACCUUUGUCUAGAUAUAUACAUAUACAUAAUAAUUUUUAUAUAUAUAUAUAUAUAUAUAUAUAUAUAUAUAUAUAUAUAUAUAUAUAUAUAUAUAUAUAGUAACAGUCAAGAGGCGACAGGACCCUUUGAAGUGCCAGAAACCAGAAUACUCUGUUUUGCAUAGGAGGGGGUGCAGUAAAAGGUUAUAACAGCAUUAGAGGGGGAAAAAAAACCACACACAACAAAGACCAGCAUCGGGCCAUGUGCUCCACUCAGUCAGGAAGUGAAAUGCCAUCCAUACCAUGAGGGUACAAGUCUGGUGCCUUCAACCCCACCCUAUUAACAAGCCUAAACCAAUCAAAAACCUUGUCAAUCAUGUAUGUGCUAUAUGCAUAUACUCAUUUAUUAUCCCCCCAAAAAUUGGGUAAUACCCAAGUCCCUGGAUUUUUUUAAAGUAUUGCAGGAGAUAUCAUUUUUUAUUAUCAUCAUCAUCUAUUCAUGUAUUUUGGGAAUACUGUGGUCCAGGUUACAGGUUGAAGGUCUUUCUUAGACAGUGAGGGCCUGUAGAGCGAAGAGUCCGCAGGUGCAGAUGUUAGCAGACGACUUGGAUACAAAUUCAUCUCUUUUUAAACUGUCAUUCUCUCUUUGUACAGGACACUAGCAGGCAUACGCUUGCUUUCUUGUCAAAGGCAUUACUUAAUGUGGAGUCAUUUUCACGCUAUUGAAUUUAGGCUUUCAAUGUGUAACACUUUUUUUUUUUUUUUUUUAAGGAAAUUCUUCGUAACACAAAGCCACGAUAAUAACAUGUUGUUACGUCCAUCUGGUUUCCCUUUCUUCCACUAUUGAAAGGUAAUUAAGCACAGUGUAUGAUUACGAGCAACGAUAAGCACACGUUCUGUACAGUAGCUGCACUUGACUUUGUAAAACCAAGUGAAUGUGAGGACAACCGUUUCCAACAGCUUCUCUACUGUUUCCAGUGCCUUGAUUGAAAAGCACUGAUCAGCAAAGGAAGCAGUCUGUGGUUCAACACUGCAGUUCUCAGUGGCUGUAACCAGAACAGGGAACCACUAUGCCUGAAACGACGAAUUGCUGUGUAUUUACAUAGCAGUUACAUAGCAAAUACACGUGUACUUAGGUACAACGUACUUCAUGCAAGUCUUUUUGCACGAUACAGGCAAGUACACAAAAUUUAUCUAGAAAGCCUUAGGCUUUAGGCUGGUGGGAGGUUGGGUUAUAUUGUGCAAAAAGAUUUACACAUUAAAUUCUGACUGCGCGUAACAUUGCAACUGUGCAAGUACAUGUAUUUAUGUUACUAUGUAAAUAUGCAGUAAUUGGAGACACAAUGACGUGUUGCUGAACAACUUAAUAAAUCAGAAGUUACUGUAUAUACUGAGAGAUAUACAGCAUGUACUCUGCAUGGUUUGUCAGCUGCAUUUCUGCAAUUGAUUGGCAUGUAUACUGAACACUGGCCUAUUUAUUUGUGUUAAACGAUACUUAAAACCUGUUGAUACUGUAUGUGUAACAUAUAUAUCUGUGCUUUAAAAAGCCUUUUUAAUUAAAAUAAACACAUUUUAGCAUACUUGGCAUUCCUGUUGUAUCUUCACAGCACUGUCCGUACAUGUUCUGCGCAGCUGCCAUGGAUCAGAACCAGCCUCACAUCAGCCCUUCUUUUGACGCAUUACUGGACCAGGCAGGGAGAGGCGAUUUCAGUCAUGCUUAAAGGACUGCCCUCAAUUGCAGUGCAAUGGGAGCUGCCACAGUGCACUCCAAUGCGUCUGCUGCAGUGGAAAACGCAGAACUUCCCUGCACGAAAUGAGAGCGCACAUGCUCAUGGAACACUGUAAUACUAGCAGUCAUUCACUGUCCAUUUCAAAAUGUCGACACAUCUGCAAUACCUUCAAGUGCAAGCAGUGUUUGACCAGAACGUUCAAGCUGUGCAUUCGCUCUUUCCUAGGGGACUGCAAAAGACGAAAUUGCGUUUCUGGUGUCCUGUUCUUAUAAACAGACUGAAAAUGUUUUUUUUCUUUUAUGUAGUUCCAUAAAUUCCACAACUCACUGGCAGUGUUGGAUGAAGGGGAGCUGCUCAGAACAGUUGAUCAGUAGUGUCAGUUAUGCAAGUAAAACAGGAUUUUGAAUAGCCCUCAAACAAAAACACUAAACAAAACAGUACUUUUGCUUUUUGAUGCAUCUUGAUAACGGGACCCCUACUGGGCUCAGAAUCCCAUCCCCUCUAACAGCAAUGUCCCAAGAGAUGCAUUUGUUUAGGUUUCCCAGUGCUAUACUAAGCGAUGGAACUGCACCAUGAUGGAUCACACAAUACAGCAGCACUGCUGCUAAAUAUCAGCUCCCUGACAAGUGACUAACAAUGCACCCUGCAAGAGCUUGCAGUGAUAGUCCGAGCGUGAUGCCACGGCCUCCACUACACUAAGGCAUUGAAACAGACCUAGUAGAAACACUCUGUGAAGUUUCUUACAGUAAAACCAUGGAGAUUUAUUAACUGUACUUUAAGCCAGGAGGUACUGUAAAACAUGCAUGAAUGUACUUUCAAAGCAGCUGAGAGACAGAGAGAGAAAGAAGAGAGAAGCGAGCAGUUUGGGUCAAGUAGAAUUGUCAGAAAUGAAUCACAUCCAUCACUUCACACAGACAACAGGAUCUUCAAAAAUACAACUACAAAAUUUUGCAAUAAAAACACUUUUAAUAGUGAACCAAAAAAGGGAGAAAAAUAAAGCAGAUACUGUCAAACAUGUCUGCUAUCCACAGCUUAAUGUCAAAAAACAACUACCACCAACAGAAGCACAUAGUGUUUUAUACAUAUCUCCACUAUGAAGAAUGGGGACAUACGCAGAAUGUAAACAAUUUCCAAAAAACAACCCAAUAUAAACAAAACAAAAACACCACAAUCUGACUAUAAAAGUAGUACUGGGCAAAAAUCAGUUCCUUGAGCCAAGGGGAGCCUAGCAAAAUAGUUGAUGGGAUUCACACUCCCUGCAGUACUUUAAAACCUAGCAGUAAAUGUUAUGCAGUAUUUUAAGCACACCAAAUUCACAAUUUGUCCCUUGAAAGGGUUAGUUGGUCAAGACCAAGGAGGCUUCUUCCCCAGGAAUUACCAGGCUCAGCAUAGGUGUAGAGAUGUGGCAGCUGAGACCACUCAAAUACGGGGCUCAAGAUUUACAUCAACCCUAGCCCUGCUCUUAAAUAAGGUUAGUGUUAAGAGUUUGGACAGUGGCUCAAAGACAGUGUUGUGUGUUUAAAAGAAUAAAGUAGUUGUAUAGUGGCGCGUCUUUCUGUACCUGUGCCAGAGGCUCUCAUGCACUUCACUGGGAUUGAACAGGGCAGUUGCUGAACAGUUUUUGUUUCAAUAUUCCCUAGUGCAUUAAUAAUUUGUCGAGCAACACGAAAUGUUUAUAUUACCGACCGACAUGAGCAAAGGAACUGCAUUGUAGAGUCAAAUCUUGUGAACAAUGCAAGUGAUUUAUUUGAUUUCCCUGCUUUUCUCUUUCUUUGGGCUUGUGUAUGCAACUGAUAAAAUUAUGUUGUUAAAAGGUACAUGGGGGAGGGGGUGUCUUGGAAUCAAAAUAUCUUCAACAGAAGAACGGGGGGUGGGGGGCAGAGAUAAUAUAGCUACAGCUAAUAAGAAAGUGGGUUUAAAAAUCUUGCCUGCAGAAUCACAUCUGUACAUUUCCAAAGGAGACAUUGUAUGAAUCCCAGAACACAGUCCCUACAAUGGGCUUGAGUGAGCGCAAGUCAACAAAGCAUUUUUGCCCAGCCAUUAUUUAUUUAUUUAAAUUAUUAUUGAAACAUACAGAACUCUUUUUGCAUUAUUUUUUAAAAACAAAAGUUAGUCAUUUUAGACCCCUGUUGUAUAAUAUCACAUUUGAACGCAAUCAUCAAAUAAAGGGACCAAUAUGUAAUGUAUAUGUAGAUUGUAGAAUGCAGAUUACAAACAUUUACACAUGCA
Polyodon spathula (Mississippi paddlefish) is the source of this 4997-nucleotide messenger RNA. RefSeq names its product voltage-dependent calcium channel gamma-1 subunit-like. Gene Ontology annotation, cellular component: L-type voltage-gated calcium channel complex; membrane. Gene Ontology annotation, molecular function: voltage-gated calcium channel activity; calcium channel regulator activity. Gene Ontology annotation, biological process: regulation of calcium ion transmembrane transport via high voltage-gated calcium channel; calcium ion transmembrane transport. Bases 146 to 829 code for a protein of 227 amino acids. NCBI's taxonomy places the organism in Eukaryota, Metazoa, Chordata, Actinopteri, Acipenseriformes, Polyodontidae. The transcript is spliced from 4 exons. The record is from RefSeq and is a predicted model, not a curated record.